Heterobasidion irregulare TC 32-1 is the source of this 3273-nucleotide messenger RNA. RefSeq lists its product as uncharacterized. Gene Ontology annotation, molecular function: G-rich strand telomeric DNA binding; telomerase inhibitor activity. The coding region runs from base 1 to 3273 and encodes 1090 amino acids. Gene Ontology annotation, biological process: telomere capping; regulation of telomere maintenance via telomerase. The record is from RefSeq and is a predicted model, not a curated record. NCBI's taxonomy places the organism in Eukaryota, Fungi, Basidiomycota, Agaricomycetes, Russulales, Bondarzewiaceae. The transcript is spliced from 11 exons. Gene Ontology annotation, cellular component: chromosome, telomeric region; nuclear telomere cap complex.
AUGAAACGUUCUGCACAAAGUGCACUCGAAGGUUCUCGCAAGCGAUCUGCUCCUACACGCCCCUCUCCCAAUACCUUCGUUCACAGAAGGAGCGUAACGGAGCUACAUGGUGCUGAGGACGAAGGCUACAUCGUCGCGCGUAUUAUUCGGUUUUUUGGCAAGCUCAGGACUUACAAGCUAUCCGUCCCUAAUGGAGAUGAGCACGACUCUACUCUCAAUGCUACUGUUCUUGACCUCCAACUCGAGGGCACAUGGUGCAACCGGAUUGAACUGCUAGUGCAGGAUGAGCUGCAGAUCUCACUGAAGGGCGCUGAAAUCAUCAAACCCAAAAACCCACAGAAUCAUAUUACUCUAAAGUAUAGCAACGGAAUUGCUGUUAAAAUUCUUCAUCGGCCAGGUUCGUCUCAAGACAGCAACAAGUUCAUAGAAGCCUGGCAAGUCAAGAAAUCGCAACUCAAAGUUAAUAGCAUAUAUAAAGGUAUUCAGGAGAAGGCAGAUGGCUUUGACUGGUAUGAUACCCCGCCCGUGCCGGCAGUACCCCCGAAUCUUGGCGGCAACGAGUCCGAUGCCACAGCCAUCGACCGCGCUUCACCAAACUCGACACGCUCUUCUACUGUGGUCUCUCUCUCUUCUCCUAUUGAAACAUCCUCGACGAGCCAUCAAGAGCUGGUCGCUAGCGUUCGAAACGCCCCGCCUACAUCGACGAACAACGCUACUACUAGAGAAGUCAUCAUGGCACACACCGAGUACUCGCCUGAACCACCUUCCUGCAGAGUGACUCCUACCGAUGCUGCCCUUGCAAAGCCAAGAUUUACUCCUGCAGAUGCUACCUCUCCCAAGUUGGAUCCACCUUUGACGAAUGCUUCGCUUAUGGCUGGGCCUUUAGUCUCUGUUGCACACCGUUCUGAGACCCCUAUGCUAGCCAACGGGCCUCCGGCAGAUGGUCGUAUUUUAGGUCCCACUUCGACUGUAAAGCCGACUGUGUCGGGCGCUCAAUACGCACUGGAGCACACUGGAGCGCGACAGGAGAUCGCCCGCAGCAAGAAAUCGAAAAACGAAAAAAGAGCGGAUAGGAAAAAACAGAAGCAGCAAGCGCACGUCUCUACAGCAUCGGAAUUAUCUUCGUUACCGCGUCCCAUUCCUUCAAUUGCAGACCGUGUCCCAAUCUCUGUGUCAGACAACACGUCUUCCCGUUCGGAAAUUGCUAAUCGCGCGCCUCAUGAGGAUUCAAAAUCUAAUCUUAUUCCUUCAGGGUCUACAGCAACCCUAGAAAGCAAAAAUCCAAUACUGUCUAUGAAAGCCGGUUUGAGAGCCGAAGCGGGAUACUAUACCCCGAUGGCCAACAUUGAGAACGGAAAGCUUGUCUCAAUUAUCGGCGUCGUCACAUCUGCACGAGAGAUACUCCAGACGUUCAAAGGCGACUUCUCGCAGUGUCUCACCUUAUUAGACCCGUCCAACCUGGAUCAGUUCGGUGGCUACUUGCAUUUACCCAGGAGUGGUGCAAAGGUCAACUGCUUCAUGAAGCUUCGCAGAGAAUGGCUUCCAAUGCCAGAUGUCGGAGAUGUUAUCAUAUUGCGGAGCCUGAGGGCUUCUGAGUUUAAUUAUCAGAGUACCUUGACCGGGUUCGCUGACAGAUUUCAAUGGGCGAUCUACGAUCCACUGACCGGCCUGACGAAACCUGUGAUUACAAGUAACGAUGGCGGUAGCCAAAAUGGCCUUUAUUCACCCAUUUGGACGCCUUGUGCGCUGGAGCUUUCCUACUGCGCGCGACUGGCUAGUUGGUGGAAAGCAGUGCAGGAGGAGCGGAAACUUGUUCAAGGCCAGGAGAUACAGAUCGGUGGAGGUGAUGUGCAAGCUCCUAUGAGCAUGUCGCACACCGGUGCAAGACAGCAUCGACUUAUUCGUGACGCGGACCCGAGGGCUCCCCCAAGUGGCUACUUCGACUGUACAGUGGAGAUUCUAUAUUGUCACUCAAACGACAAUGGCCCGCACAGCGUAUAUGUGACCGACUACACCGCAAAGGAGGGGACGUACCAGAACGUGGCAAACUGGUGUCCCGCAAAUCUUUCCAACCAGGUUUUAAAGAUCGAGAUGUGGCAUCAAGCAGCCACGCUCGCUCAGAGUAUGCAACGGGGCCAAUACUGGUUCAUAGGUAACGUACGGAUGAAGAUGAGUACGGGCGGAUUUCUCGAAGGCACUUUCUCUGAGACCCGGAAGGCUGAGAGGCUGGAUGAGGAUCAAGCAGAUCAGAUACCAACGUUAAAGGCGCUCCUAGAGCGCAAGAAGGCAUGGAACGAGACCAACACCAGUCCUCACCAAUUUACUCACAAACUCUUGAGCGAAAUUUCGGUGACAGAAAUCUUCGACUGUACUGUUGAGUUACUCCACGCAGACUAUGAUUCAACCGGAUUCUCCACCAUAUACGUGACCGAUUACACUACCAGAAAAGACCUUCAACGACCUCCAACUGCUCAUUGGGUAAAACAUAGCGAGGACCAAAUCGUUACAAUAGCUCUGAGGGAUAGCCAAAAUGCCAUAGCUGAAAACAUGGAGCCAGGCUGUUUCUAUCAUAUUGCCCAUCUGAGGUUGAUGCCGAACGCGACGAAUCACAGGCUUUUUGGCAAGCUGGGGGGGCGCGACCGACUGAUCUCGCAACUUAACGCGAAGAGUAUCGAUAACAAGGAUCUGAUGGCGCUACUCGAACGGAAGAAAUCAUCUGCCACUGCGUCCAGCAUAAAGCCACUUCCUUCUAUACCAUCCAAUAAGAAUAAAUCAGACGGGUUCAGCAGCAUCAAAGAGGUUGUGGCCAGCGAUCGGUGUCCUGGUAGAUUCCGGAUACAGGCCCGAGUUGUCGACUUUGCGCCGUUGGAUCUGAAGGACUGCUCCAUCAAGUAUUGUGCAAAUUGCCGCACCAAGAUUCCUACAACUCGCCGUGCAUGCACGACCUGCAACGAUACCCUGAAAAAGCACGUUGUAUGGAUCAUCAAGUUGUUUUUCCGCUUGCGAGAUGAUUAUGGCGAUGAACUCGUGGUUGCUGUCGACGAAACCUGGCCGAUCUUUGCGGGGCUUUCUCCAGUCGAUUAUAGCGAGGAUUCUGAUGCUCUCGAGGAUAUCAUCAAACGCAUGAGACCGUACAUUGGCAAUCUCAUCGAAGUCCACGAAGCAUUCUUCCGAAAUGAAGAAAUUCCACUUAAAACUUCGCCAUACGAGCUGACCGUCGCUAGCUGGUUAAUCCCUGAUGGCAAGGAAGAAAGGGCUUACGGGCUCAAGUGA